Tetranychus urticae (two-spotted spider mite) is the source of this 1897-nucleotide messenger RNA. Its product is annotated as man(5)GlcNAc(2)-PP-dolichol translocation protein RFT1. Gene Ontology annotation, biological process: dolichol-linked oligosaccharide biosynthetic process; glycolipid translocation. NCBI's taxonomy places the organism in Eukaryota, Metazoa, Arthropoda, Arachnida, Trombidiformes, Tetranychidae. The record is from RefSeq and is a predicted model, not a curated record. Gene Ontology annotation, cellular component: endoplasmic reticulum membrane.
GCUCAGCUCAUAGAAAUUUUAUUUACACAAUUUUUUCUAUCUUAUUUUUUUGUUUUUUAAUGAUUUGUUAUUAUUUGUUUUAUUUAUGAAUAUGAACCUGGUAUAAUUUACUCUAUCAACUCAAUCAUGAGCUCAACUUUAGUCUCAGAUGCCAUGAGACAUGCAUCUUUCAACAUGGUCUUUCAGAUAUCUACAAGAAUUACGACAUUUUUGCUGAAUAUUUACAUCCUCAAAUAUAUUUCAGCAUAUAUUCUAGGUGUCAUAAAUGUCAGACUGCUUUUGCUCUAUACUACAACGCAAUUCAUUAGUCGAGAGCCGAUGCGGAGGGUCUGCAUAAGUGAAGCUAAAUCACAUCGUUGGCCAGCUCUCAUUAAUUUAAUUUGGUUGAAUAUCGGCUUUUCAUUUCUAUUUGGUUAUGUUUUAUCUUAUAUCUGGUUGAAUUGGGUAGAGCAACCAGAUCAACAAGCUUUUGGCUAUCGAACUGCUGUCCUUUUAAUGCCGAUAAUCGUUGCCAUUGAAAUGGUAUCUGAACCGAUGUUCAUUUACUGUCAGCUUCAAAAUCUUGUUAAAAUUAGGAUCAACAUUGAGGCAAUCGCUCUCGUCAUAAGAUGUGUUAUUAUGGCCCUCUUUGUUCAGAGUUAUCCGAUGUAUGCUGUUAUAAUCUUCAUGUCCUCUCUUUUUAUUUCGUCGGUCGCUACAACAAUGAUGUAUCAUAUAUAUUUUGCUUUCAAACUUAGUUUUGGUCAUUAUUAUAGUCAUUUCUUUCCUAAUCGAGAUAUGCAGCCCAUCCUUGAUACAAGUCUGUUAAAACUUAAUUUCAGCUUUCUUCUACAAACGGUUAUCAAACAAUUCCUUACUGAAGGGGAGAAAUUUAUCAUGACAUUUCUAAAUCCAAUGACUUUUGACGAUCAAGGGAUUUUUGAUAUCGUAAACAAUCUAGGAUCACUUGCUGCUCGUUUUAUUUUCCAACCGAUUGAAGAAAGUGCCUAUAUCCUUUUUGGUAAACUUGUCGUCCGAGGCAAGCAUGAAAAUCAGGACCGGAAAAAGUUCAAAAUGGCGGUAGAAACUUUAAGAAAUCUUUUCAAAUUGAUGUCUCUCUGUGGCUUAAUUGUUCUUGUAUUCGGUUUCAACUACUCACAACUUGGUUUAAAGAUUUACAACGAGAAACAUCUUGGUCAUGGACUUGCAAUUAUUUUGAUGCGCUUCCAUUGUAUUUAUAUUUAUUUUAUUGCCGUCAAUGGUGUUAGUGAAACUUUCACAUUUGCUGUGAUGUCUAAAGAACAACUCGAUAAAUUCAACAUUUGGCUGAUUGGAUUCUCAGUUAUUUAUUUGAUUGUUGCAUCUUUGGCUACUUCACUAAUUGGCGCUUCUGGUCUGAUUCUUGCAAACUGUGUUAACAUGUCAUGCCGCAUUCUUUUUAGCUGCUCGUUCAUACGGCAAGAAUGUAUCAAAAAUCGAAGUAAUGAGAAUCCAGUAUUUGGUAUUUUACCUCAUCCCAAAGUUUUGGCUGCGUUUUCUGUUAUUUUUGGUCUAACUCGUUUAUCAGAGACUAUCUUGUGUUGCUCUCAUUGGGGUAAUUCAGCCGUCCAUGUUAUUUUUGGUGCCAUUCUUUUCUUUUUGAUAUUGCGCAUAAUUUAUCGCUAUGAGCCAUAUGCUAUCGAAAUGAUGAACCAAAUACCUUUAUUUAAGUUUUUUUUCAAAUUCAUACGAAAGCCUAAAACAAAUUAAAGUCCUGUUGACUAUUUUUUUAGAAUUUUUCUCACCAAUUUAAUUCUUUUCAUUUGAAUUGAAAUAUCUACUGUCAUCAGAAGUACAUCAUUUACUUACCAACUAUAAAUAUUUAUCUAAAUAGUUUACAGUGCUGAGUAAAUGAAAUUACCAAUAUUUUGCCAUCCAA